CUGGAGCGCCCUCUGGUGGACUGCUGAGGUGACCAUUUGUCUUUAGGCCGUCAUGGCAACGCAUGCGCAGGCCCACCAGCCCAUCUUAGGAAAUGAUACUCUCCGCAAACAUUACGAUUACGUGGGGAAGCUGAAAGGCAGGCAGGACCCUCCUGAUGAUAGCACCCCUAUCACCACCAUCCUCUUCUUGGUCACCUGUAGCUUCAUCGUCUUGGAGAACCUGAUGGUUCUGAUUGCCAUCUGGAAAAACAAUAAAUUUCACAACCGCAUGUACUUUUUCAUUGGCAACUUGGCUCUCUGUGACCUGCUGUCCGGCAUAGCCUACAAGGUCAACAUUCUGAUGUCCGGCAGGAAGACGUUCAGCCUGUCUCCGACAGUGUGGUUCCUGCGGGAGGGCAGUAUGUUCGUGGCCCUCGGCGCGUCCACCUGCAGCUUGUUAGCCAUUGCCAUUGAGCGGCACCUGACCAUGAUCAAGAUGAGGCCCUACGAUGCCAACAAGAAGCACCGGGUGUUCCUUCUGAUUGGGAUGUGCUGGCUGAUUGCCUUCUCGCUGGGCGCCCUGCCCAUCCUGGGCUGGAACUGCCUGGAGAACUUUCCCGAUUGCUCUACCAUCUUGCCCCUCUACUCCAAGAAGUACAUUGCCUUCCUCAUCAGCAUCUUCACAGCCAUUCUAGUGACCAUCGUCAUCCUGUAUGCACGCAUCUACUUCCUGGUCAAGUCCAGCAGCCGAAGGGUGGCCAACCACAACUCGGAGAGAUCCAUGGCCCUGCUGCGGACUGUCGUGAUAGUAGUGAGUGUGUUCAUCGCCUGCUGGUCCCCCCUUUUCAUCCUCUUCCUCAUUGAUGUGGCCUGCAGGGUGAAGGAGUGCCCCAUCCUGUUCAAGAGUCAGUGGUUCAUCAUGCUGGCUGUCCUCAACUCUGCCAUGAACCCUGUCAUCUACACCCUGGCCAGCAAAGAGAUGAGGCGUGCCUUCUUCCGGCUGGUGUGUAGCUGUCUAGUCAGGGGCAAGGGGACCCAGGCCUCACCCAUGCAGCCUGCUCUUGACCCAAGCAGAAGUAAAUCAAGCUCCAGUAACAACAGCAGCCAUUCCCCAAAGGUCAAGGAAGACCUGCCCCAUGUGACCACUGCUACCUGCAUCUCUGACAGAAACAGACAGCUUCAAAAUGGAGUCCUCUGCAAGUGACCGUCUCCAGAGGGCCAGCUCUUCA
Messenger RNA from Cricetulus griseus (Chinese hamster), 1208 nucleotides. The record is from RefSeq and is a predicted model, not a curated record. NCBI's taxonomy places the organism in Eukaryota, Metazoa, Chordata, Mammalia, Rodentia, Cricetidae.